AUGGAUACCACGGAGAGUGCCGAGAGCGCGCACAGCCCAGCAAGCUCGCCCUCGCGCAGCCGCUGCCCGCAGCCCGCGCAGCCGGGGUACCUAUCAGCCCGGAUCUGGCCCCGCGCAGUCUCCACCCUCGCCCCGUGUCCGCCGCCCACGGAGCCCGAGGACCGCCUGGCCCCGGCUCGUCCCCGUGCGCCCUCUACCUCAGCCCUUGCCCUGUACCCGCCGCCCUUGCCUUGGCCCGUGCCCGGUGCCCUUGCUAAGUCCGAGUUGAGUCUGGUGGCUCGGCUCGCGUUCUCUGUGCGCAGCUUGCGCUUGCCACCCUGCAGGUCGGAGGGCUUCUGGAGACCGUGGGUUCGAACUCCUGGCGAGAGAGAGGAGCGGACAAAGCCCCUUGCUGCAGAGGCGUUGCCCAGUGGCCCAGGAAUGACAGAAGCUUCUGGGAAGCCUUUGCAAUACCAACACCCCGUCAGACUAUUCUGGCCCAAGUCCAAGUGUUACGACUACUUAUAUCAAGAAGCAGAAACUCUUCUGAAAAAUUUCCCAAUUCAAGCUACAAUUUCAUUUUAUGAAGAUUCUGAUAGUGAAGAUGAAAUAGAGGGUCUGGCCUGUGAAAACCCAUCUAAUUAG
Molecule: messenger RNA, 624 nt
Organism: Apodemus sylvaticus (European woodmouse)
Lineage: Eukaryota; Metazoa; Chordata; Mammalia; Rodentia; Muridae
Gene: Ripply2
Product: ripply transcriptional repressor 2
Exons: 3
Coding region: 1-624 (207 amino acids)
Biological process (GO): embryonic pattern specification; negative regulation of transcription by RNA polymerase II
Cellular component (GO): nucleus
Source: RefSeq, a predicted model, not a curated record